Molecule: messenger RNA, 687 nt
Organism: Cetraspora pellucida
Lineage: Eukaryota; Fungi; Glomeromycota; Glomeromycetes; Diversisporales; Gigasporaceae
Source: the annotation of a GenBank genome assembly
AUGUUGCUUGCGAAAGCAUCACCAUUUCUUUCCCGAACACUCGGUAAAACCUUCAUUCGUUUUUCUCAUAGCACUACACGGAUAAAGGCUUAUAAUCAAAUAAAGUAUUGCUCUCCUUUAUCGCUUCCAUUAUUUCGGUCAAGAAUGAUUUACACUGAAUGUGGCAGCAAUCCUCGUCCGGCUUCCCCGGCAAAUGAUUUAAUCGAACCACUUUUGCCAUAUAGUGUUUCUAAUAAUAGUAGUACCAUUACCUUAGGUACCAAAAAAUACAGUACAAAUACCUCUACGACAACUGAAGAAUUAGAACGCUGGAGUUGGAAAUGGUGGAAAGAGUGGACUAUUAUUUUUAUUGUUUUUGGAAUUACAGGGUCGACAACUGUUAGAAUUGUUAGGCCUGUGGUGACCAAUGUAUUGGGAAUUGACGGAGGCUUUAUAGAUGGGCCGUGGACAUAUAGGAUCUCGUAUCUUUGCAUUACCAUCCCGUUAUAUUCAAUUAUUCUUCUUAUCGUAGGAACUCUUUUUGGACGACACGCUUAUUUCAAAAAGAUUGUUCUUAGGAUGUAUGGAAGAUUCAUUCCUAGCAGAUUAAUUAAGCGUAUUCGUGGCAAUCGUAAUGAUGGUUGUUCUCAAGCAGCUCCCUCAAUGAGAUUUGCUAGUGAUCGAGAUGUUGCUCAAUCAUUUCGAUAA